Cryptomeria japonica (Japanese cedar) is the source of this 3544-nucleotide messenger RNA. Its product is annotated as ATP-dependent Clp protease ATP-binding subunit ClpA homolog, chloroplastic. Gene Ontology annotation, molecular function: protein binding; ATP binding; ATP hydrolysis activity. The transcript is spliced from 11 exons. The record is from RefSeq and is a predicted model, not a curated record. Lineage: Eukaryota; Viridiplantae; Streptophyta; Pinopsida; Cupressales; Cupressaceae. Gene Ontology annotation, biological process: cellular response to heat. Bases 290 to 3064 code for a protein of 924 amino acids. Gene Ontology annotation, cellular component: cytoplasm.
AAGCCAAUAUAUGAGGCAUAUUUAAUUAUAAACACGACAAAGAGAAGGAUAACAAUCUGGAGUUUGUAAAUCGGUGGGAGGACUUCUGCCUCUCUCCGGAGUUUACCAGUAUCUUCUAAAUUUGUCCGCCUAUUCUUUCCCGAGGUUUAUUUAGAUCAAACUAUUUUCAAUUGUUUUGGGACUCCAGAGCCAAGCCAGGGGCCAUCACAUUUCAUUUUUUCUUCUUCAGCAGAAAUAAAAGCUUCUGUAUAACUCAUCAAGUGGUGUAUAGGCACGGUGAACCUGAAAGAUGGCAGGAGCACUAGCACAAUCAGCUAUCAAUUCAGCUAGUAUAAUAAGUGCUAAACAUUGUCAAAUUAAGGCAUCCUAUAGAUCAAAACAAGGUGUAAAGAUUUGCAACACCUUAAGAUAUGCCAAGUCUCUUAACAUGCCAGGCUUUUCUUGUUUAGAUCGAAGGACAUCAAUUGACACUAUAGGUUGUCCUCAAAAAAGAAACUUUAGAGCAGCAGUAUCUCUUCCAUGUACAAAGAGAAAAGGAAAACGAGGGGUGGUUGUGGCUAUGUUUGAGCGCUAUACUGAAAAAGCUAUUAAGGUAAUUAUGCUUUCUCAAGAGGAAUCAAGGCGCCUUGGACACAACCAAGUAGGUACAGAGCAGAUAUUGUUAGGUCUUAUUGGUGAAGGAACGGGCAUUGCAGCCAAGGUGCUGAAAUCAGUUGGAAUAAAUCUCAAGGAGGCUCGGGUUGAAGUCGAGAAAAUUAUUGGCAGGGGUACUGGUUUUGUUGGUGUGGAAAUUCCUUUCACCACCAGAGCGAAACAUGUCCUAGAACUGGCGUUUGAGGAAGCUCAACAUCUUGGGCACAACUAUAUAGGGUCCGAGCACUUGCUUUUAGCAUUGCUUAGGGAGGGUGAAGGUGUUGCAGCUAGUGUUCUUGAAAAGCUUGGAGCAGACCCAGCGAACAUCCGUGCUCAAGUAAUUCGCUUGAUAGGAGAAAGUGCAGAAGCUGUUACUUCUGGAGGAGGUGGUGCUGGCAAUAGCAACAAGAUGUCAACGCUAGAGGAGUAUGGGACAAAUUUGACAAAGCUGGCAGAAGAGGGGAAACUUGAUCCAGUGGUUGGAAGGCAGCCACAGAUAGAACGGGUUACUCAAAUAUUGGGACGCCGCACUAAGAACAAUCCAUGUCUUAUUGGUGAGCCAGGUGUUGGAAAGACAGCUAUUGCCGAGGGUCUUGCCUUGAGAAUUGCAUCUGGAGAUGUUCCAGAAACAAUCGAGGGAAAAAGGGUGAUUACUUUAGAUAUGGGCCUGCUUGUGGCUGGGACCAAGUACCGUGGAGAGUUCGAAGAAAGAUUGAAGAAGUUAAUGGAUGAAAUUAAGCAAAGUGAUGACAUAAUCCUCUUUAUUGAUGAAGUACACACUUUAAUUGGAGCAGGUGCUGCAGAAGGUGCUAUAGAUGCUGCUAAUAUUUUGAAGCCAGCCCUUGCACGUGGUGAACUACAGUGCAUUGGAGCCACUACUCUUGAUGAAUACCGAAAACACAUUGAGAAGGACCCAGCUCUUGAGAGGAGAUUCCAGCCUGUUCAGGUCCCAGAACCUACUGUUGAUGAGGCCAUACAGAUUCUGGGAGGUUUACGUGAACGAUAUGAGAUACAUCACAAGCUGCGCUAUACUGACGAGGCUUUGGUUGCUGCCGCUCAAUUGUCUAAUCAAUAUAUCAGCGAUCGCUUCCUUCCUGAUAAGGCAAUUGAUCUGAUUGAUGAGGCUGGUUCUCGAGUGCAUUUGAGACACGCACAGCUUCCUGAGGAAGCCAAAGAGCUGGAGAAAGAAUUGAGACAGAUAACAAAGGAAAAGAAUGAAGCUGUUCGAAGUCAGGACUUUGAAAAGGCUGCAGAGCUUCGGGACCGAGAGAUGGAAUUGAAGGCACAAAUUGCUACCAUAACAGAGAAAGGGAAAGAAAAAUCAAAGGCUGAGACUGAGAUGGGUGAUGCUGGUCCAACAGUAACAGAGGCAGAUAUCCAACAAAUUGUGUCUAUAUGGACAGGUAUUCCUGUUGCAAAGGUUUCAUCGGAUGAGUCUGGCAGACUUUUGAAGAUGGAGGGAACUCUUCACCAACGUAUUAUAGGGCAAGAUGAGGCUGUAAAAGCGAUCAGUAGAGCUAUCCGCCGAGCCCGAGUUGGUUUGAAGAAUCCUAAUAGGCCAAUUGCAAGCUUUAUUUUCUCAGGUCCCACUGGUGUUGGGAAGUCAGAGCUUGCCAAAGCAUUGGCAUCAUACUAUUUUGGUUCAGAAGAGGCAAUGAUCCGGUUAGACAUGAGUGAAUUUAUGGAGAGGCAUACUGUGUCAAAAUUGAUUGGUUCGCCCCCAGGAUAUGUCGGUUACACUGAAGGAGGACAACUUACUGAAUCUGUUAGAAGACGUCCCUAUACAGUGGUCCUGUUUGACGAGAUUGAGAAGGCUCAUCCUGAUGUAUUCAAUAUGAUGCUUCAAAUUCUGGAAGAUGGAAGAUUAACAGAUAGUAAGGGGAGGACUGUAGACUUCAAGAAUACUCUCCUGAUAAUGACUUCUAAUGUGGGAAGCAGUGUGAUUGAGAAAGGAGGGCGUCGCAAAGGGUUCCUCUUUGAUUUUGACGAUGAAGAGGAUGACAGUUACACAAGAAUUAAGAGUCUUGUGAAUGAAGAACUGAAAUCAUAUUUUCGUCCUGAGUUCUUGAAUCGACUUGAUGAAAUCAUUGUGUUCAGGCAGCUUAACAAGAGUGAGCUAAAAGAGAUUUCAGAUAUCAUGCUUAAAGAAGUUAUUGAACGUCUCAAAGGGAAGGACAUUCAUCUUCAAGUAACAGAUGGGUUCAGAGAGAGAAUUGUAGAUGAAGGUUAUAGCCCCACUUAUGGUGCAAGACCUUUACGUAGGGUAAUCAUGAGAUUGUUAGAAGAUUGUAUGGCUGAAAAAAUGCUUACUGGUGAAAUUAAGGAGGGUGAUUCUGCAAUAGUUGAUGUGGAUUCUGAUGGCAAAGUGACAGUCUUGAAUGGAACUAGGGGUACGCUGGAAUCACCAACCACCAUGGUUACCCUUGCUUAGGAAACGACCAUCCAAUUUUACCUCUACCAGAAAUCAUUCUGGCUGGUAACAUGUUCAUACAACUGUGCCCAGAUGGCAGAGAGUUAACCUUAGUUUUCAUCAGAGAACUUGUGUAGAUGUAUUUUGGUUUAUGCAAGUAUCGACCCUGUUGCAAUUACCCUGCAAAUCUGCAUGUGCUGCUUCCAACUUUACAAUAGAUGCUUCUUUGGUAUCCAAUUCUUUGGAUUUGGGCAUUGCCUUUUUCUCAUACAAUAUGACAAUAUGAUUUGUUAACAUCCAUCAUAAUGCAAGUGCAAUAAUUACCUCUAUGCUAGAUGAUAGUUCCUGAUUGAAAAUUUAAGGGCUAGGCUGAUAUUUUUUCAAGGCCAAUAAACAAUGUUCAUGGUGUCUGACCUUAAGUAAUCGCUUGACGUCCCGGUGUAAUUUGGACUAAGGCGGGAACCCUAAUGUUGAAACUAUAAUUGUACUUGAUAUCUUUGA